ACCAGACUCGACCACGUCUGCAUAUCAGGGGAAAACCACGAUAUUUAAUUACUAGUCACACACUCGCGUCCUCCUUGAGAGUUAUCUCAGUUGUGCUUCGACGCUUGACAAAGAUACAGUCUGCUUAACUUUCUAGCGACUUUAAUUAUGGCUUCCCCAAUUCCUGCUGGGUUUCAUGCCUUGCCACUGUCAGCCAUACAACUCUCUCUAGCAGCUGUUUUGAAAUGUGGCCAGUCAUUUCGUUGGACAUGUUACCCCCUACCCUCGUCUUCUGAUACAGAAUCAUUUCCUACUCACGAGUACCGUCUGUGCUUGAGGGACCGUGUAGUAUGCUUAAGACAGUCUUCCGACUAUCUUUUCUAUCGCUCUGAGAGAGUUAGCGACGAAGAAACGUUGAUUUGGCUCAAGGACUAUUUUCAGCUCGACGUCGACUUGGUGAAGCUUUACGACCAGUGGAGUGACCGAGAUCAAGUCUUUAAUAACCUUAGAUCUCGCUUUUCUGGAAUCCGGAUAUUGAGACAAGAUCCUUGGGAGAACCUGGUAUCUUUCAUUUGCUCUUCUAACAAUAACAUACCCCGGAUCACCAAGAUGGUGCACGCUCUUUGCAAACAGUACUCUCCUUCCCUGAUUUCCUUGCCACCUCCCGAGAUCAGUGAAAGUGACUCCCAAGAUCAUGCGGCGUAUCACCCCUUUCCCCCGCCCUCUCUCCUUGCUGUUCCUGAAGUCAAGUCCACUCUUCGGGGUUUGGGCUUUGGCUACCGUGCUGAUUAUAUUCAGCGCACUGCGAAAAUGCUUGUGGAUACUCACGGUUCCUCGAUGUCCAACUCGGAGUCACGAGAGAACUGCGAAGAGUGGUUGACCGGAUUGAGAGACAUGAGUACCGAAGCUGCUCGUGAAGAACUUUUGAAGUUUGUUGGCGUAGGACGCAAGGUAGCAGACUGCGUUCUUCUCAUGAGCUUGGACAAAAAAGAAGUAAUUCCAGUGGACACUCACGUUUACCAGAUUGCUAUCAAGCAUUAUGGGCUGCGCACCAUAGGCGGCUCCAAAGGAAAAGGUGUCAUGACCCCCCGAAUCUACGAUGAAGUGGCUACUAAGCUUGCCGACAUUUGGGGUGAAUAUGCCGGUUGGGCCCAUUCUGCACGUAUCUAUUCGAAGUUGCCUUUCUUUUUUCAAGUGCUUUUCACCGCGGAUCUGAAAGCAUUCUCUUCGUUCGGCAUCGAACCACCGACGCCUGCUACAUCUAUCAUGGAUGUGGGUACCUCGGCGUUGGUAUCGUCGUCGUCAUCCAAACGAAAACAUAGCGAGACUCGGAACGAAGUUGAGGUGCAGAGAAAACUCAAGUUGAUGGGUGUUGCUGUAGCUGCUAUAGCCGCUGCUGCCACUGUCAUCGCUGCCGUACAUGAUGACCCGAGUUGGCUGGAGGAUGACUCGGAUGACCUAAGCUCGGUUGACUCGGAGGAGGAUGCAAGUUCACCCACCAGCAGGCGAGUGAAGAGAAGGAGACGAAGUUUUGAUCGAUAGAUGUUUUCUAAAUCUAAGAUGGCGUCCAUGGGCGAUAUAUAUUAGAUCUAUGUUCCUGUAGAAGUCUAUAUUGCUCUUUUAGUGUCGUCCACACUUGUUCAAGUUACAGUACUGAGCAAGUUGCACCGCGUUCAAGUUGGUGCACUAGCUCUGGAUGUCAACCAUGUCACCUGAGCUAUUCA
Messenger RNA from Suillus subalutaceus, 1703 nucleotides. RefSeq names its product DNA glycosylase. Gene Ontology annotation, molecular function: damaged DNA binding; 8-oxo-7,8-dihydroguanine DNA N-glycosylase activity. Lineage: Eukaryota; Fungi; Basidiomycota; Agaricomycetes; Boletales; Suillaceae. The record is from RefSeq and is a predicted model, not a curated record. The coding region runs from base 148 to 1521 and encodes 457 amino acids. Gene Ontology annotation, cellular component: nucleus. The transcript is spliced from 5 exons. Gene Ontology annotation, biological process: base-excision repair; nucleotide-excision repair; base-excision repair, AP site formation.